This is a messenger RNA of Epinephelus lanceolatus (giant grouper), 2185 nucleotides long. RefSeq names its product glypican 5a (gene gpc5a). Gene Ontology annotation, biological process: positive regulation of canonical Wnt signaling pathway; regulation of protein localization to membrane; cell migration. NCBI's taxonomy places the organism in Eukaryota, Metazoa, Chordata, Actinopteri, Perciformes, Serranidae. Gene Ontology annotation, cellular component: extracellular region; cell surface; plasma membrane. The record is from RefSeq and is a predicted model, not a curated record.
ACCCGUGAAUAAACCCCAUAAAAAUACAUAUUAGCUACAAACCAUUAUUUAUCAGAAUCAAUUAUUAUUAUCAUUGAUCUAAAUAAUUGAAAUCUAAAUAAAAAUAAAAUCAUUUAUAUAGGCGUGUGUUUUACAGAAUAAUCUCAGUCUAAUUGUCCAAAAACCAAAACAAAAAAACCCCUCACAACAAAAAAAUAAAUAAUUAAAUAAAAUCGGGUGAUAAACUGAAGUCGGGUCCGGUCCACUAGAUGGCGCUGUCAGGCCGCAGCUCGGCUGUGUAUCCAGCAGUGGUGUUCAGGUAACGUUACGGUACCGCCUCUGCCGCCGGUCCAGCCAACAUGGACAACAUGCCGCUUUCAAACAGACUCGUCACACCGCUGCAACUUUCCCUCCGCGUGCGUGGACCGAGAUGAUCUGAAGCGUUUCCUCGACGUGACACACACACGCCACAUGACCGACGCUGAAUCCUAAAAACCCUGAGAUGUGGACGGGACUCACCUGAGUGGACUAAAGGUUCAGAAGAAACCUCAACUUACAAACCAGCCUCUUUUACAUUUUUAUAAGUGGAGUAUUUUUAACCCCGGGUUUCAUUAAAAUGGGUGUGCUGUGGACCAAGUACGUUUUCUUCCUGGCGUGUUGCUCUGGAUUCACGUUUGGGAGUCCAAACAAAUGCGACGAAGUGCGCAAAGUUUUCCAACUCAGGCAAAUUGGACCAAAUCAAUUAUUGCCUCUGAGCCCCAGACCAGGUUCAGACCUUCAGGUGUGCAUGUCCAAGAACCUGACCUGCUGCACCAAAAAGAUGGAGGAGAAGUACCAGGUGGCGGCCCGGAGAGACAUCCAGAACCUCCUCCAGACGUCCAGCUCCAGCCUCAAGUUCCUCAUCUCGCGCAAUGUGGCUGCUUUUCAAGAGACCUUCGAGGCUCUGAUGAGGCAGGCGGAGAAUCACACGAACGUUGUCCUCCAGGAGUCGUACCGCAACAUGGCUGACGAGGCCGUGGGCCCUGUGCGGGAACUCUUCACUGACAUUAGUCUCUUCCUGCUGGGGUCUGAGCUCAACGUUGAUGACUUGGUGCAGCGAUUCUUCGAGGCUCUCUUCCCGCUGGUCUACAAUCACCUCAUCAACCCAGGCCUCAGCGACAUAUCGCCAGGCUACGCCGAAUGUGUAAGGUCGUCCAGCCGGGAUGUGAGACCGUUUGGUGGGGCGCCCAGCCUCCUGGCUGAUCAGAUUGCCCGCUCUGGGGUCUCUGGGAAGCUUCUCCUUCAGGCGCUGCACCUCGGUAUCGAAGUCAUCAACACCACAGACCACUUACCGCUGAGCCGUGAAUGCAGGCGGGCCCUGCUCAAGAUGCACUACUGUCCUCACUGCCAGGGUUUAACCCAGUCCAAGCCGUGCAUGGGUUACUGCCUCAACGUGAUGCGGGGCUGCUUGGCAAGCAUGGCGGAGAUUGACACCCACUGGAGGGAGUUUGUUCGCUCGUUAGAGGGCCUGUCAGCACGGAUGCACGGGCCUCAGGAUUUGGAGCAAGUGCUUCUGGGAGUUCACACACUGCUUCACGAUGCUGUCGGGCACGCACAGAAAAACGGACCCCGCCUCUCGGCACAGGUGCACAAACUGUGUGGCCCACCGAGCAGGAGGCCUGCGCAGUCAGUCAGCAUCCAGCACAGCAGCAGCAGCAGAGAAUCCAUCCCUCUUAAAGCUCUUGUCAGAGCGUCAGGGGACUCGCUCGCUGUCAGGAGGAGGGACUUUCUGAACAGUCUGCGUCUGUACCGCACGUACUAUGGUGGCCUGGCGGAUCAGCUGUGUGUGAGUGAGCUGGCCUCCGGUGACGGGCUGUCCUGCUGGAACGGAACCGACAUUGUGAAAAGCUACACCCUCCGUGUGGUUGGCAACGGGAUCAAGGCUCAGAGUGCCAACCCUGAAGUCAAAGUGAAGGGAGCAGAUCCUGUAAUCAAUCAGAUCAUUGACAAGCUGAAACACAUCAAUCAGUUGUUGCAGGGGAAGUCCAUUCCUAAACUGGGAUCACUGGACCAGAUUGAAACAGGAAGUGGAGAUUUAGAAGGACGUUACAGCGGCGACUGCGACGAUGAGGACGGCUGUGGGGGUUCAGGUGGUGGUGAGGUUCAGAGGAAAGUCAGAGUCACCAAAUGUAAGUCUCAUUCUUUCAUGAUUUUAUUGAAAAAUUGA